UCUGUGGAGGGAGGGCCCCCAUCUUCUGCCAAACCCGGGAAAUAAGCGGACCACGCUUAGUCGCUCGCUGGGGCCGCUCCGGGGAAGUCCCGGCGGGUGAUACAGCGCCAAGCCUCGUUCCGUUUCUCGGCAAGCCCAACCGGGACGGGGAGAAGGUGCAAACAGCUGGGGGCUCAGAGCUCGCGCUCUGCGCCCGGUGCCCCACCCAGGCUGCGGCCGCGCCGGGAGGAAGCGCGUAAAGAAGUCCACCCAGCUAGCCAUGGGCAGCCGCGACCACCUGUUCAAAGUGCUGGUGGUGGGGGACGCCGCGGUGGGCAAGACUUCCCUGGUGCAAAGAUACUCUCAGGACAGCUUCAGCAAACACUACAAGUCCACGGUGGGAGUGGAUUUCGCUCUGAAGGUUCUCCAGUGGUCUGACUCAGAGAUGGUGAGGCUCCAGCUGUGGGAUAUUGCAGGACAGGAGCGCUUCACAUCCAUGACACGACUAUACUACCGGGAUGCCUCUGCCUGUGUUAUUAUGUUUGAUGUUACCAAUGCCACUACCUUCAGCAACAGCCAGAAAUGGAAACAGGACCUGGACAGCAAGCUCACACUGCCCAAUGGGAAGCCUGUGCCCUGUCUGCUCUUGGCCAACAAGUGUGAUCUGUCCCCUUGGGCAGUGAGCCGAGACCAGGUUGACCGGUUCAGUAAGGAGAACGGUUUCAUAGGAUGGACAGAAACAUCAGUCAAGGAGAACAAAAAUAUUAAUGAGGCCAUGAGAGUCCUCAUCGAAAAGAUGAUGAGCAAUUUCAGAGAAGAGUUGUCUUUGUCCACCCAAGGGGACUACAUCAACCUACAAACCAAACCCUCCUCCAGCUGGGGCUGCUGCUAGGAGUGUUCUGCAUGCUUUCCCUCCCAGUUCUAGUCCCUUCCCUUUGGAUGCCCACUCAGCAAUUUAAUUAAGUACAUUUGAACUGUCUCCUGCUGACUGUCCAGGAAGGAGGGCCAUCAUCACCAAGAAAUGACACCUGGGACCCAGGUGCAUUUCUACAUCUCCCGAAACUUGGUUCUCACUUGCUGCUGGCUCAUGUGGGCCAGGUAGUGCCUCUUGUAUAAGAUCACCUCGUCACUCAAUUUGCGAUCUGGGACUUUGUGAGAAGGAUCAGAAAUCAGUAUUUGUGUCUUAAGGAUCAUAAUUCUCUACUGCCUUUGAGCUUAUAUUUCCAUCUGAUGUAUGUUGAGCUAUCAAUCUGAUAUGACUUCAGAUUGAGAGGAAAAUAAAAUCAAAGGUCAUUUCCCAAAUUUCUCGCAGGUCAGGCUUUCAGAUUCUUUCUGUCUUGGAGUUUGAAUUUACUGUAACAAUCUGAUUCUGAGAUGCAGAAGGAGUGGUGCUGGAUAUCUUUGAGUUUCAGGCUACUGGAGGUGACUCAAAAGUCACUGUAUUUUUGAAGCUUCUAAACUCAUAAUUACCGUAUUUUUUCAGAGCAUAAAACACACCUGGGUUUUAGAGGAGGAAAAUAGGAAAAAAAAUUUUUUAAGCAAAAAAUGUGGUAAAAUACUUAAUAACAUAAUAUUUCACCAAUGUAAAUGUAAACAGAACUCAACAGCAGCAUUAACAACCAUUAUUCCUCCCAAAUUUUGGGGGCAGGAGUGUGUCUUAUAGUCUGAAAAAUACGGUAGCUUUCUCUUGUCUUGGCUUUAAGAAUAGUCACACUUACCCUGGCCAGAUGGUUCAGUUGGUUGGAGAAUUGUCCUAUGUGUGCGCGCGCACACACACAUACACAAAUGAUGUAGGUUCAAUCCCCUGGUUGGGGCACGUAUGGGAGCCAGCCUCUCUCUCUCUCUCUCUCUCUCUCUCUCUCUCUCUCUCUCUCUCUCUCUCUCUCUCUCUCUUUCAAAAUCAAUAAACAUAUCCUCAGGUGAGGGUUAAAAAAAGAGUAAUCAAACUUUUAAACUAUCUAUUUUGUAUGAUGAGAGCUGCUCUUUCCAAAAAGAAAUUACUUCUCACAUCAGGGUCUAAUUGUCUCCCCGCCAGAGGGUAGGGGCAGGGUUGGCAGGUUUCUGGGCUGAUGUCUUGAUGCAUAAUGCUGCCAGUGGCACCUGGCUGCCUGUUUCUUGCAGCUCUGAGGUUGUGAAUGGAAGAGGGAGAGGUUACUACAACAAAACCCUGUGGGGCAACUUGCUUAGGAGCAAUCUGGGUGACUAGCACUUAACAGCCACAGGAAAUGAAUAUUAUGUACAGACUUAUGUCUGGGAGUGGAAGUAGAUAGAAAAUCAUUAGCUUAUUUAACUGCUAAGUCAGGUAGGGUUUGAAGAUUGCUGGGUCCCAACCUCAAACCUACUGAAUGAACAUUUCUGGGGGUGAAGCCUGGGAAUUUGCUAUUUUUCAAAGCUUCCCAGGUGACUUCGAUCAGUCUGGUUUGAAAACAAAGCCCUGCUGGAGAGCUUGGUACCACGUGGCAGAGACCCAGGCCUCUCCUGUUUGUUCUCCAGGUGAUUCUGGUGCACACCGGACUUUAAAAACCACUGUCCUGAGGGAGAGAUUAGAAGCCAAAUAUCAGAAAAAGAAUGAGAGCCAAGCUUUCAGUAGUUGUUCAGUUUUUUUGUUUUUGUUUUUAAUGCCAGUUAUUAUAACUUUUGCACAACUUUUGAGACCUUGAAGUUCUCUUUUGUAUUACCCUUUUCAGGUAGAGUUUUUAUUAUAAUGAUUCUGAAGAUAAUAGUGGAUUAACAGAUUCACUUUAUAUGAGAAGAAAAUUGAUUUUUAUGCACUGGUUCAAACCCCUGAAAUAUUAUAAAUAAAUGAAAAAUAAAUCUUG
Molecule: messenger RNA, 2798 nt
Organism: Phyllostomus hastatus (greater spear-nosed bat)
Lineage: Eukaryota; Metazoa; Chordata; Mammalia; Chiroptera; Phyllostomidae
Gene: RAB29
Product: RAB29, member RAS oncogene family
Exons: 6
Coding region: 260-871 (203 amino acids)
Biological process (GO): vesicle-mediated transport
Cellular component (GO): vesicle; trans-Golgi network; Golgi apparatus
Molecular function (GO): GTP binding; GTPase activity
Source: RefSeq, a predicted model, not a curated record